Phlebotomus papatasi is the source of this 7059-nucleotide messenger RNA. RefSeq lists its product as uncharacterized. Gene Ontology annotation, molecular function: G protein-coupled receptor activity. Bases 516 to 4313 code for a protein of 1265 amino acids. The record is from RefSeq and is a predicted model, not a curated record. Gene Ontology annotation, biological process: G protein-coupled receptor signaling pathway. The transcript is spliced from 14 exons. NCBI's taxonomy places the organism in Eukaryota, Metazoa, Arthropoda, Insecta, Diptera, Psychodidae. Gene Ontology annotation, cellular component: membrane.
UUGGUGAAUUUUCCAACUGAUUUUUCCAACAUUGGAUACCCUUCCAGUGCUGGGCCGAUGUUUGAACAGUCUCUCGCGGAAUUCUGACCGGUGAGGUUGUGUCUCUUGAACUUCCGUAGAAGUCAACCAAUCCUCACCGACUGGAUUUAAAUGCGUGACACUUUAAGUGAUUGUGGUUGUGGAAAAUCUUCUCAAAUACCAUUCAACACCUCAAGCAAAAGUGAGAGAGAGCGGGUUUUGUUGGGAAAAUCGAGAGUGAAAUGGUAGCAGUGCGCAACGGAGGAUGGCAACAGGAUGGCACAUUGAGGAGCAUUAGGAACGAUGUAUGGGAAAAGUUGUGUUCAGUAGUGACCUAAAAUUUCAUGGUGAAUAAUGUGCUUUCAUGUUAGGAAAGUGAGAAUAAAAUUUUACGCAAUUUUGAUCAACUGAGAGAGAGAGAUUAAUCUGUGUGAUUUUAUUAGUAUUAAGCCAUGUGUUCAGUUUGAGGUGUGAUUACUGGUGUUCCUGGGUAAAUCAUGCUGGGGAACCGCCUAGUGUGGUUCAUGUACAUCCUGGCAGCACUGGACAGUUUGCUGGCAUCCGAUCUCACUCAUCAUGGACACUCAAGAUCUCGCCAUUCCUCCCUCAAAUCCGGCCACAAACGACGAUCGGUGAGUGUGGAGCUAGAGGCUACAGAUGGUCAGUACCCUGAGAUUCUGAGCAAAGAAAAUGGUCAGUGGAGUGCUCAGGUCCCUGCUGACGAAAUCCCUCCCUCGACCCCCCAUCACAGGCACCACAAACAGGAGAACAAACAUCAAAGCAAAAUGUUCAGAAUCUCCCACAAGAACUCUCCAAAUUCCCCCGUUUUUACCGUGUCCAAAGGUCAUAGGUCAAACCACCGCGGAAGCUCAAAGAUGCUAGAAUUCUCAAGAACUGGGUCGACAAAGAGCAAUCACACGAGUCACAUGGGUUCGAAGAGGAAGAGGGAACAUGGGGAACAAUCUCGAAACCAGACCCAUCAUCACCACAGCCGAACCAGCAAUUUGGCCCUCGAGGCAUCCUCCAACUUUGCCAUGUUCUAUCAAUCAGACUCAUCUUCCUGGGACAAUGAUGGUGAACGCUUUCGAGAGUCUGAGGUGAAGAAUGAGGUCUCGAGUGCCACCCCCAACACCACCCUCGCGACAGAGAUGCCUUCCACGGAGGCCAUCACCAUGAGUGCCAGGAAUACCAGCGUACAGAGGCACAAUCGACUUGUCAACUCAUCAUCAGCAGAUUUCAGACAAUACGACGAACUGGGUGGCGAGGCGGAAGUUCCCGGUCUCUUCAGUCCCAGUGGCCUCUACGACGAUGCCCCCGAUGAGGAGGAGCGAACCUCACUGGACACCACCGGCAUAGAUCUGACCGACAGAGAGGAGUUGGGUGGUAUCCCAGAAUGGAGUCAUGAGCUCAUUGAUGACGAACAGAUGCAAUUCGAUGAGACGAGUCGCAACAACAGGCUCAACCUCAUGAAGGGUCGCGAUGUGGUCACGCGCUUCCUGCAAAUUGUUGAGAGUCAGCAUCUACUCGGUGCAAAUUGUACCGCCGGAACAGCCCUGAACUUGGGGGAGGGAGUGGUAGACCGAUACGCCCAGGACAGGUUCCGGAUUGAGGCGGAAGUGGCCGUCAACAGAGCAAACAUGCUUACCAGGAUUUUUAAAUUAACCUCACCAGCCGUUCAGGAAUCUGAGCAUCUGCUUCACGCAUCUGUGCUCUCGAUGGUUGAAUUUGACGAUGAUAUCUUUGCGGCGGGAAAUUGCUUCGACUGGAAUCAGCAUCCCGCCAAGAAGGGUCUCUUCUGUCCCUUCGCCUAUCGUCUGCCUCCGCCAGAUCAAGGAGCUUCCCUGGCUAAGGAUCUCGCUGCCGAGUAUCACUAUCUAGGCAACACUUCUGAAUGGUUCUUCCUGGCCAGAAAGAAUGCUGAAAAAGUUAUUGCUAGGAAUGAGCAGUACAUCAAAUCUUACCAUCUUUACUCAAACAGCACGGAUCGAGUUGCGGAUGAAAUUCUUUCAGUCAAGUACGAGGAUGGUCGAUGGUCAAAGCCAUAUUACGAUUGCGGAGGUGGCAAUAUCUGGAUGCUGACGUACACAGUACCAUUCUUUGGCUAUGAAAACGGAACGUAUUUUUUCAAAGGAACUUCGGGAAUAGAUAUCGAUCUGCGGCGUGUUGACAUCGAUCAAUGUCCUCAAAGGGUUUCCAGUUCUGAUGUUUCUUUGCCCCUCAACAUCUUCGCUGGAACGGACAAGUGCAAGCCCCGAACAACGGAGUGUGAGGCGAUUUCUGGCUUAGGAUUCCGCCGUGGAUCCUACAAAUGUAUCUGCAGGCGAGGCUUUUAUUUCCCAGACACCUCUUCAUCCCAGAAAUAUUUCAAUGGCAGCACUCUCGAGGAGGAAUAUGAAAAAUUGAUGCAUGGUGAAAGCUCCAUGUACAGAAAUCGUGUGGCUUUUGAGUGUUUGCCAUGUGCUGAAGGCUGUGAUUCCUGUAAGGAUUCUUCACCAUGUGUAGCUGCACUUAAUUGGCCCAUGAGAACGAGUAUUCUUGUGAUGGCUUGCGCAAUUAUUGGAUUUCUGCCUCCAGCUGCCUUUUUCACAUUCAAAUACCAGCAAGUUAAGGUUGUUCGAGCUGCUAGUCCAGCCCUUUUGAGAGUUAUUGCUCUUGGUGCAUUUUUCAUCUAUUGCACAACCAUCGUACUCUAUCCACCGCCAUCCCUGUACACUUGCACAGCUAGAGUUUGGCUCCGUGAGAUUGGAUUUUCACUGACGUAUGGUGCUUUAAUGCUCAAGACAUGGCGAAUCUCUGUGAUAUUUCGCGUGAGGUCGGCCAAGGCGGUUAAAAUAACGGAUGCAUCCCUGCUGAAGCGUCUUGGAAUACUCUGUGGAGCUGUUGGUGCCUUUCUCCUCAUCCGGACGAUUGUUGCACCACCAAGAGUCGUUGUUGGUCGUACCACGGAUGAUCUCAAAGCUUACCUCUGCAAAACAGAUUGGUGGGAUCACACCUUUACAUCCAUGGAGGUCCUGUUCCUUGCCUGGGGAGUUAGACUGUGUAUCAUGGUGAGAAAAGCACCGUCAGAAUUUAAUGAGAGCCGAUUCAUUUCGAUGGCAAUUUACAACGAAUUCCUCCUAACGUGCUUCCUCAAUGUGUCUAUGUUGUUCCUACAAUCACCUGCUAAUCCUGAUUUACUCUUCAUAAUAUUUUUCUGUCACACUCAGCUUACCGUCACGCUACUCUUGGCAUUAAUAUUUGGCAGUAAGGUGUAUCUUGUGUUCAGAGGCGGUGGAAAGCCUGAGGAUUCAAUUGGACUGGGAACUAAGCCGUCAGGUGCGAAAUUUAUAUGUCGCUCCCAAGGGAGAACCCUCGCCAAUGCUAGUACAGCUACAUCAUCAACUGCCCAGCUUGCUCUCCAUGCAGCUCAUGAGGGUCGUCUGACGGAGCAAGAAGCUCUGGAGGAGAUCAAACACCUGUGUAUGGAGUUGCAGCUUGUGCAGGAGAGAGCUCCACCACGUGGAGUUGCUGUUACUACGAUAGCCACUCUCCUGGAGUCACUGAGGUGUCCUCAACCGCCAACCCUGCGCCCUCCUGGACAGAUGGUGAGAGCCUUGGGGGCGGGUCAUGCAGAUAAGGCAACGAAUACACUCAGCGUGGGGGACAAUCACUGGCACCAUGAGAGCAAUGGUGGAGCAAGGAUUGUGAUUACAGAUGACGAGGACAAGGAGAGCCUGAAGAAGUUGCGGAAGUGCCUGGAAAAGUGCCCAACACUGGCGGCAGCGCCUCCAAAUCCCCGUCCCCCAAAGCGUCCCAAUAUCAAUGGCAUGGAGAACCUCAGUAUCGAUGUGGACACAAAGAGUUGCGACCUGGACUUUGCUGAGCUACAGCUGGAGUGCAUGUGCAGCUCAGACAGUGUCACAGAAUCACCAACAUUGAGGCACAAUCCAGCUGGAAAUUCUGGGCACGUUCCAGCGGCAGACGAUGCUGGAGUUUGUGGCUGUGAGGAUGAGAACUGCAAAUGUCGCGAAGGCGUGAGUAAUUGUUCCAGGAGUACAACAAAUAGUGCGAAACAUGGACAGACUGAUUCACCCAAUUCACCAAACUCUGAGGACAAGACAUCAUGUCGUCCAGGGGAUACCAAUGAAGUACAUGAGGAUUGCAGUGAGGCAGCUGAAGAGGUGGGAGAUGGGGAAGAUGAGGAGGAAUCUUCUGGGUCAGAGAGGGGUGGCAAACAAAACAAAUCCACGGAUUCAUCGAAGUUAAUUCUCGAUCUCAACGACAGAUCCAAGUUUACCAAGGAAGUAUCCGUGUGAGGAUGUCGGACAUUAGGCCACAAUCACGUUUUCCAGGCAUCUCUGGGGGGAAGCAAUCACCACUGGAUAACCUCAGUAUGUGCAACAGUACCUGACACGAAUAUUGCCACAACUAUUCCCAUCAUUAUUGCACGAAAUGCGGUUUGUAUUAUUAAAUCUACUUGAACAGCAAGAAUUUUCCACAAGCGUGACUUGAAAUUCCAUUAACUAAAGUUAUGCAUUCUGCUGAAUAAACUUCUGGACCAAAAUGGACACUAUUCAAUUUUAAAUCCAAAUUCAAUCAAGCUCAACUUGGUAAGUUCAAUAAAAUCCUUUUCCAUUUUGAACUUGGAAUUCAGAUCAAUCAAAGAAUUUAUUUUAGUUCAAGAUUCUUUUGAAAGUCUUGGGAAAAUGAAAAACGUGACAGAGUAGCAAUGUUUGGAGACACUUUGUUGAAUUAUUUAUGUUUUUUUUAAGUGCAUAUCUUCGAUAAUGGCUUCGAUAUUUGAGUAAUAAAAAUUUUUGCAAGGGGUUCUCACAUGAGAAUUCUCGAGAAUGGGAUUCUGCAGCUGAUGACAAAAGUCAUCAGUGAACCUAUAAGAAAUUUCUGUGUCGUUCCUCGGAAUUUUCCCAGGAAGGAAAAGGAACUUUCUACGUAACGAUGGAAACGAUUCCCUAGCAGUUUUCUAUGACACGAAAACGUCAAAUUUUAAACUACCCGUCAAAUAAUUGCUCUACCUGUCGAUUUUACUCGGAGGUUUUUUUAAUUGUAACGGUAUAUUCUAGUACAUUCAAAGGAGAUCUGUAGAUUUUCGGCAGAAUUUCUGCCUGAAAAUCUGUAGAUUUUCGGCAGAAAUUCUUCCGAAAAUCUGCAGACUCGCGGCAGAAUUUCUGCAUAGGAAAUCUGCAUAGUCUCCAUUGUCUCAACAAAAAUAUUGUUGAUUUAUCAAGAAACUGUAGAAGUUACAAGGAAAAUGGUAUGCUCUGCUUAACAAGCAUUACCGAUUAAACAUUCUAGAUGAGUAAAAAGAUUUAAGCAAAAAUUCUAUUUUCUUAAAAAUCGCCCAUGGAAUGAUACAAAAACACGAAAUUUAGGUCGACACUGUGUUUAAAGAUAUCACUUCACUAUUCUCUACUUAUAACACGGCGUCGCAGAAUUCUUCAUUUUAUAUAAACACUCUGAUAUUACCAAGAAUAACUCUAUUGAAUUAUGCAAACUUCAGUGAAAAAUAUUCCAUCUUUUCUGACAAAGCUGUCUGGAAAGUCUGGAAUGUAGAAAAAUCUACAGAAAAUCGGCAAAAUAUCUACAGAAAUUCGUCAGAGUAUGCACCAGGAUUCGUCAGAAAAUCUGUAAAAAUUUCUGACGAAUUUUGUCCCAAACCCAAAUAAAAUUCGUUGGAAUAUCUACAGAUUUCUCGACAGAUUUUCGGCAGAGGUGUAGAUAUUUUCUGCAGAAAACUUAAAAAUAUCUGAUGAAAUUAUUUGACGGGAAUUUAAUUUGAUGUGACAGCUGCUAGUUACUCCAUCUUAAUGCAAAUAGAAAAGAAAAUAUUUUGUAUUCCCCACAACAUUCUUUCAAAAUUAAUUCUAGUCAAUUCGGAAAAUGAGAUUCUGCAGGGAAUGACAAAAGUCAUCUUUUACCCUAUAAAAUUUCCGCGGCGUUCCAGGGAAUCUUUUCCUGAAAGAAUAAGAGCCUAUUCACAUUGAAAACUUAUGUCAAAAAUUGUAAUUUUGACAGAAUUUUGACAUUUCUCCCUAUAGCAUUACGGGCUAUUUCUUUGAAAAAAGCAAUUUUUGGACGAAAAUUGUUCCCAAUGUGUAGAGGCCUUGAAACAUUAUCCACGGAAAUGCAAUGGAAAUCGCGAAAACAGAUCCGUAACAGAUUUCCCUACACUACUGAGAAAAAAAGAGGCUACGAUUAACUUUUUUUCGUCACAACUUUAACACUUUUCGGGUGUAAAAAUAUAUCAACAUUUUUUAAUGUUAAUUUUACACCUUUUUAAGGGUAAACUUAACAUGAAAAAAAGGGUAACUUUAAUCCAUAACACACCUCAAAAGUUUAAUAUUUACACCGAUUUCGGAUCAAUACUGCAGGGUAAAAUUAACAUUUCCGCAAUGUUAUUUUGACUUUUUCGGAUUUCUCUCAGUGUAUGACAUGGAAACGUCAAAUUUAACCUUUUCAAAAGUCUUGACAGCUGUUUUUUGCACCAUCUUCAUAUAAACAUAAAAAAAAUUUAUGUGUUUCUCAGAAAUAUACAUCGUUCUUUCAGAAUGCUUUUUUAAUAAUUUUUUUCUGAAUAUAAAUUUAUUUUUACUCGAUUCAGUUUUGUCAGUUUUUUAAUUUCCAAUUUACAAUAUCUUUAAAACAUAUUUUAAUUAAUUUAAUAAAAAUUUAAAUCGUAAAAAUGACUUUGUUUAAUGAAAAUAAAAGAGAUUUCUUUUACUAUCUAUUCUUAAAUUAGAAAUUACUGAAUUAUACCUGUUUAAUUCCAAGAAUGCGAUUCAGCAGUGAAUGACAAAAGUCAUCGGUGAUCCUAUUAAAAUUUCCGCACCGUUCCACGGAAGUUUCACAGGAAGAAAAAUUAAAAUUAACUAAAUUAAAAUUGAAGUAAUUUUACAAGUUAGGCUCUUUAAAAAAUAUCACACAUCAUUUUACAAUUUCUUAUAAUUAUUUAUUGAUUUUUUUAACCUUUUCUUAUUAAAUUUCCCAAUUUUGUGAAAAAGAACCAAACAAACAUUUGCCAUUUGUUUGUUAAAGUUUCUCAAA